AUGGCGCACGUAAUGUCCGACGAUUGCCGCCAGCUGUUCAAUGGCAGUCUGCAGCCCUUAACUCGCGUGUUUGGCAGCAGCUGCGACCCCGACGCCGAACGCCCCUGGUUUGUUUGCCGCGUCGAUGCUUUCAUCGUGAAGAUCUUGUUUUUGGUGAACGGGGGACAAGUGGUCACGCGCAUGUUCACCUUCAGGCAUGGCAUUGGCCGCGCGCUGACAGUGCGCUUGCGGGGCUCGCCUGCGAACUGCUUCAAAACGGGGAACGUGACAGCGCGGGAGAGAAUUCUGAAGCGCUUGCUCGCGGGCGGCGCCACUUCGCAGCUCGUCGCAGACCGCCGCCUGCGCAUGUUGCAGCGCAUGCAUUUUAAUGGCGGCCGCAACAUGGUCGGAGCGGUGGCCGUAGUCCUUGGCCUAGAAGUGGAGACCGCGUUGCGCUUCCACAGGAGGAAAGGCGCGGGCCUCGAGCUCCUCCACCAGGGGCGGAACAAGGCGAUUCUCGGCUCCGCGGGCACGGACGGGCUGGCGGAGGCAAGUGAGGAGGGCGACAAGGAGGACGACGAAUACGAGGUCAAGGAAGACGAGUGGGAGGAGGCAAGUGCCAGCCGCAGGGCACCCAAGGACUUCACGAUGGCCGCGCAUGUCUGCAAGAAGAUCCCAAGGCUCUUCGAGGGCGGCGACGACCGAAGGGAGAGCGAGCCCGACCAGGGCCCCGCGGCCGAGCUCGGCCCCACGGCGCUGGCCGACCACGCCGGCUCCAAGGCUGGCGCUCUCCUGCGUGCCGACCGCUCCAGGCAGCCGCUCAUGGGCUGCCGGUACGCCAUUGCCCUUUCCCACCAGCCCAUCGAUCCCGACACUGCGGCCAACCUCAUUCAUGCAGGGACCGUAACCGAGCGGACCGGGGACUUCCCAGACGACUACCCUCCCGAAGGACAGAGACCAAAGUUCCAGUGCAGGAGGUGCCCGUUCAUUCGAUGGGCAAGGGAACUGAACUUUUGGGGCUGGUACUGCGAGCCCUGCGGGAAGUUCGUGCACGAGAAGGGCCACUUCACCCACAGAGAGCACAGGAACAGCUCCGUCUCCGAUUCCCUCAAGCUGCCCGACGUGUCGGAGCUCGGGCAGGGUCAAGGGAGGAGUAAGUCGCCGCACGCUUCGGAGCUCUACGGGGAGAUCAUGCAGACAACUGCGGAGCUCGAUGAGGAGGACAUCCAGACCAAGGAGAUGCCCGGCGGUGCCGGCGGGCCGCCGGACCCGGCAGCGGGCGGAGAAGAGCCGCCCUCGCCGCGGGAGGGCCAGGAGCCGGAGAAGUUGCCGCCCCUGUCGCCCCUGGCCGCGGCUCCAGAGGCCGAGGACCCCAGUGCCGUCGGCGCGGUCACCGCGGUGGCAGAGAGCCCGGGCGAGGAGCCAGCUGGCCGAUGGGCGGCGGUCGCCAAGCUCGGGCAGAGCGCGAUGUGCGCCGACAGCCUUCCGAGCCUGACUGACUGUCCGGCCUGCCCAAGUCUGAACGUUUUCAGCAGGCUGAGCCGGUUGCCAGGGAUUUACUGCGACAAGCUCGGGAAGUACCCGUGGGUCUUCGCUGGUCUGAAUUCGCUCGUGCUGAUCAUCCUCGUGUCUGUGCUGUGGCGCAAGCUCGAAGUGAAUACUGACGUGGGCAGCUUCUACAAAGUCGACUCGCACGCUAGCAUGUACCAGGAUGUGUACGCAGAGGCACUCCGUCGUAGGAAACGGGACUGGAGUGGAAACGGUAGCGUCGAGGGAGACACUUUCCAGCUGACCUUGCUCUACCAGGUCAAGGAUGACAGCCUGGCAGAGGGCCGCAUCCUUUCUGAGGCCGCGCUGAGGGACAUCCAAUCGUUGGAGCAAGAGCUUCUGGCACUCGAUGGCUGGUCCCGCAUCUGCGGCAAGAGCCAGCAGCAGGUACAAUACCGGUGCCAGCCAGGCGAGACACUAGGGAACUAUGUGUGGCCGACGCGCCAGGACAUGUAUAUCAAUGCUUCUGGCGAGUUCGGCCUGUCCUUCUGGGGCACUGCCAGCGAAAGCCUGUCCAUACCAGCCGUGUUGGCCUACCUAGACGAAGCUGGCGCGCCCCUCGAUAAGUUGAAGUUCUUGCCGUUGGACGGCCAGGGCGAAAAUGCGAAGGAAUUGCGCUCCGUCUUCACGUUCACCGCGCCUGUCCUAGACGAUGCCGGCUUUCGGGAGCAGUACGGGGCCUUCGUGCGCGAGACGCUGUAUCCAAAGUUGCUGGAGGUUGUGGAGCGUUCCAGGGAGACGCCAGACGCGGACUCCUGGGACGAGGGCAUGAGCGUCACCGUCUUUUUCUCCGGAGACCUCGUCGACGAGCACGAAGUACGGAUGAUCUUGGAGAGCGACAUGAAGAAGGCUAUCGGCGGCCUGCCCGCGGAUUUGCUUUCGUGUUAG
Messenger RNA from Prorocentrum cordatum, 2415 nucleotides. The record is from the annotation of a GenBank genome assembly. Lineage: Eukaryota; Dinophyceae; Prorocentrales; Prorocentraceae.